UGAUUGUCGUCACAUCCGGGGUAAAAAUGGCGACCUAAUAUGGGCCUUAAUGUUAUUUUCCGUGCGGCGAUAAAUAACAGAGCCCGUAGCCUCUUCUAAAACUGUUAAUAUACUUAUUUUUUUCCCCAUCAAGAACACGCCAAUGCGUAAUUAGACUAAGCAAGUGUCCAUGGGAGAGUUCGCCGUGUCGUCUCCAGAUGGUCCCGUGGUGUUUCGGUUGGCAGAAAGCCCGUGGACGUCACUAGCCGACCAGGAAUUAUCGGUGUCAUGGGCACAGUUGUGCCUAUCUCGGCUAACUCUGGGUGAGAGGCAUCAUACACCCUGAACUGGUCGCCAACCAAUCGCAGGACGUGAAGAGUUGUAACCAUGAGUAGUCGCAGGAAGAAGGCCCCCCCUGUGAGGGUGGACGAGGUGGCGAAACAGAGGUUGAACUGGAACAUGCUGGAGGAUCGGAGGAAUGAGGAUAUCCAGGGAAUGCCUUCUUGCUCUUCCCUUCCUGCCCCCGCGCCUUCGGGCAUCUCCUCGGAUGUCGCGCCACCGCCGGCCACCCCUCAGGAAACCCCCGGCACGUCGUCGGACUCGGCACCCGCCUUCCAGGCGCUCAGCACGGUGCCCGCCUCCCAGCUCGGCCACGCCUGGAAGGCCCUGAUCGGGGAGUUCCGCGUCCGGCCGGGCCGGUUGCCGUCGGAGCGUCGGCGCGGGGCGUUCUCGAUUUGCAAGAUGGCUGACCGGCUCUGCGUCCGUUUCGGGAGCCCCGAGGAGCCCGACGCGGACGGGGACGCCUCUGCCGCCGAAUGCAGCCUCGCUCGCAUCCAGCUGGAGGACCUGGACUGGCUCCAGAAGAGACAGGUGGUACAGCUCUGCCACGAGGAAGAAGACGACUCCUUCAAGGUGGGAAUUUACCUGCUGGAAAGUGGCCUCGGCAAGCCAGAGUUCCUCAGCGAGGGAAACGCUCGGAUGAAGAAAGCCAAUCAGCUCAUGCAGAAGAUGAUGGAGUAUUAUUACGACUUCAUCAUUCCAGAAGUGGUGGACAACGAGGAUGAGGAAUGCGACACAGACCUGGAGAGGCAGAACGUGGAGGAGCUCUACGACUACGUCAGGUGCGUGCAUCAGACCGACGGCCGACGGGAAGGGAUCGCCGAUGUCCAGCAUCCGGCGCUGCUGCCGGUGCUUCGGCCCUAUCAGAGCCAGGCCGUCAACUGGAUGCUGAUGCGUGAGAAAUUCAGGAAUCCGUCCCUCAAAGAACAAUCACUGCAUUUCCUGUGGCGGGAGUUGGUGACGUUGUGUGGCAAGAAAUUGUUCUACAACCCUUUUACCGGCUGUUUAAUCCGUGAGUUUCCACUCGCCGGGGUGGAACGUCCCGGCGGCAUCUUGGCCGACGAGAUGGGCCUCGGCAAGACGGUGGAGGUUCUCGCUCUGAUUCUGUCUCACGGUCGACAGGACCUGGAGCAGGAGGCCCUCACCAUGCCUGUGGGAACGUCUGUGAAUUAUUUCGUUCCGCCACCUCCGCUGGAGAGCGAGAAAGUUAGCCACGGCAAGCCUGCUGUGCAGCCAAAAAUGAAAACAUCACACCCAGCCAUCCGCGUGAUGCUGCUCACCGCCAUCCGGGAGAUGCGCUCGGGCAAAGGGGCCUCGGUCAACGCCGUGUUCACGUACAUCCGCGCCACCUACGGCUACGACCUGCUGAAGAACCGCGGCCACAUUAAGAAGACGUUGGCCAAGCUGUCGGACGAGGGCCUGGUGGAGCGGGUCAAGGGCCGUGGCCUGGCCGGGUCCUUCCGGCUGGGCAAGAAAUACAAGGAGGUCAAGAAGACUCUUGCAGCGGCGCCCAAAUCCAGCUCGCCCAGGAAGACGUUCCAGAGACGGGCGAAAGACAAAGCAGAGGUGGCGCUGCAAAACGCCAUCAGUGAAGAUGUCUGUGACGUCAAUUUCCCGACGGCGUCCCGGGACGCGAAUGCUCAACGUGACGCCGCGCCCGGACUAUCGGAUCAACCGUCGAUCUCCCAGGAGGAGCCGGAACCCCCCGUCCGGGCGUCGGUGGUGCCCUUCAACGCGGCCGACUACCGCUUCGAGUGCAUCUGCGGCGAGCUGGGCGUGGUGGACUACAAGGCCCGCGUGCAGUGCAUGAAGUGCCAGCUGUGGCAGCACGCCUGCUGCGUCAACUACAAGGAGGAGAGUUUGGAUACCACGCCGUUCUACUGCCCGCACUGCCUGGUGGCCAUGACGCCCGUCUCCACCGGAGCAACCCUCAUUAUUUCGCCCAGCUCCAUCUGCCAUCAGUGGGUGGAUGAGAUCAACCGCCACAUCAGAUCCGCCUCAUUGCGCGUCCUGGUAUACCAGGGCGUGAAGAAGCACGGCUUCAUCCAGCCGCGCGUGCUCGCCGAGCACGACGUGGUCAUCACCACCUACGACGUGUUGCGCUCGGAGCUCAACUACGUGGACAUCCCGCACAGCAACAGCCGCGAUGGGCGUCGCUUCCGCAACCAGAAGCGCUACAUGGCCGUGCCCAGCCCACUGGUGGCCGUCGAGUGGUGGCGCGUGUGUCUGGACGAGGCGCAGAUGGUGGAGUGUCCCACCGCCAAAGCGGCCGAGAUGGCGCUGCGCCUCGCCUCGGUUAACCGAUGGUGCGUCAGCGGUACGCCGGUGCAAAGAGGCUUAGAAGACCUUUACGGCCUGGUGCUCUUCCUGGGCGUGGACCCGUACUGGGUGAAGCAUUGGUGGGACCAGUUGCUCUAUCGGCCGUAUCGCCGCGGCAACCCGGAGCCGCUCUAUAGCGUCGUGGCUCAGCUGCUGUGGCGCUCAGCAAAGAAGGAUGUCAUCGAUCAGAUCCAGAUCCCAGCUCAGACGGAAGAAGUGCACUGGCUGCGCUUCUCCCCGGUGGAGGGCCACUUCUACCACCGGCAGCACGAGGAGUGCUCCCAGGACGCCCUGCUCAAGCUGCGCAAGCUGUCCGACUGGAGUUUGAAACUGAGCAGCCUGGACCGCCGCACGGUGUCCACCAUCCUCUGCCCGCUGCUGCGGCUGCGCCAGGCCUGUUGCCACCCACAGGCGGUGCGUGGCGAGUUCCUGCCCCUGCAGAAGAGCACCAUGACGAUGGAGGAGCUCCUUAAGUCCUUGCAGAAGAAAUGUCGAGUGGAGUGCGAGGAGGCCCACAGACAAUUGGUGUGCGCGCUCAACGGCCUGGCUGGGAUCCACAUCAUCCGAGAUGAGUUUGAGCAGGCGGCCGAGAUGUAUAGAGAAGUGCUGCGCUCGUCUGAGGAGCACAAAAGCAGAUUGAAGACGGAUUCUUUGCAGAGACUUCACGCCACUCACAAUCUGAUGGAGCUGCUGAACGCAAAGCAUCCUGGGAUUCCUCCCACGUUGCGAGACGACCACCUCAGCGAGGAGGCUGAGCAGCUGCGUCAGCACUACAUGACCAAGUACGACUCAGAGGUGGCCGACGCCCACCAAGCCCUGCAGCCGGUCUUGCAGAACAUCAGAGAGCUCAAACGCAAAAUCAACCUGAGCGCCCCCUGGUGGCUGGAGGUAAUCCAGCGAGCGGUCCGUUGCUCCACCGACGACGACCUGGUGGGCCGUGUAAAGAACGAGCUGACGUCCAGCUACAAACAGCAAACUCACAAGCUCUCCAUGGCCGACAAGUUCCGUGACGGCCACGGUCUGCUUUUCCUGCUCACCACGCAGAUGGAAGACCUGAUGGAAUCCCAGAAGAUCGUCCGGGAGGCGGUGAAGAGCCUGGAAGGUCCGGCGUCUAAGAAAGUGAUUGAUGAGGCCACCAUCUGUCACCUCAGGCCCACGCGACUCCCGCUCAAUAAUUGUGUCUUUUGCAAAGCCGACGAGCUUUUCACCAACUACGAAUCCAAACUCUUCUCGCACACCGUGAAAGGCCAGACGGCCAUCUUUGAGGAGAUGAUCGAGGACGAAGAGGGCCUGGUUGACGACCGCCUGCCCACCACCAGCCGAGGCUUGUGGGCGGCCAGCGAGAUGGAGCGCACGCUCAAGGCCAUCCUGGCCUUCGCCAAGGCCAAACGUGUGGACCCCGAGCUGGUGGAGGAGGGCAACGCCUUCAUGGAACUCUUUGAGACCUGGAAGAAGGAGUACAAGGUGCUGCACGAGUACUGGAUGGUUCUGCGGAAUCACGUGUCCGCCAUUGAUGAGCUGGGAAUGGCUACCGAGAGGCUCCGCUUGCGUCUCCCCGACGAACCGAAGCCCAAACUGCGCCACAUAAUUGAGCCCCACGAGGUGGAGCAAAACCGGGUGAAGCUUCUCAACGACCAAGCGGUGGCCAAGUCUCAGCUGCAAAAGAAGCUCGGACAGUUUUUAUACCUGACAAACCUGGAAAAGUCCCAGGACAAGUCCACUGGUGGUCUGAACCCGGAACCGUGUCCCAUUUGCGGUCGGCUCCUCGGAAAGGAGUGGGCGGUGCUGACGUGCGGCCACUGCUUCUGCAACCAGUGCAUCGCCAUCAUCCUCGAGCAGUACAGCGUGGGCUCGCGGCGCCGCGCCAUCAACUGCGCCAUUUGCAGGCAGACUACGUCUCACGCCGAAAUCUCCUACGUGUUCACCGCGCAGGCGUCCAGCCAGGACCAGGACAUUCCAGUUAAGGGGAGCCACUCGACCAAGGUGGAGGCGGUGGUGAGAACCCUGAAAAAGAUCCAAGUGAGCGACCCGGGUGCCAAGUGUCUGGUCUUCUCUACGUGGCAAAGCGUCCUCGAUAUCAUCGCCAAAGCUCUGUUGAACAACAACAUGGAGUUUUCGCAGAUCAACGGAAUCCAAAAAUUCCAGGAGAACCUGAGCUCCUUCAAAUACGAGAAGCAGAUCAAUAUCCUGCUGCUUCCCCUGCACACGGGCUCCAACGGGCUGAACAUCAUCGAGGCCACGCACGUGCUACUGGUGGAGCCCAUCCUAAACCCCGCCCAUGAGCUGCAGGCCAUCGGACGAGUGCACCGAAUCGGACAAACCAAGCCGACGUUCGUGCACCGCUUCCUCAUCAAGUCCACCAUUGAGGAGAGGAUGCAGGCCAUGCUCAAAACGGCAGAGAAGAGUCACGGCAGGGCGGCCAUGAAGCACUCGGAGGCGGCCGUGCUCACCGUGGCCGACCUGGCGGACUUGUUCACCCAAGACGACGCCCAACAUCUGCAGUGAAGACUACCCACGAUGCACUGCUCUCUCUAUCCUAUAAUGACGCGCGGCGGUGAUGGACACUCCUUGAUUUUUGCACAUUUCCAUUUUUUUCUACAAAUGCAUUGACUUUAAAUCAAAGGGGAACAUUUGGACUGUUUAUUACAUUAUUAUUAUUGUUGUACAGUAUGCUUUUGUUGAUUUACAGUUAUUUGUCACUGUGCCGUUGUCACAAGUUUCAGGAAAUAAAAGGCAGUUACUUGGGCGGACUCGUCACGUCACAGACAGGAAGGGGGCACUUGUGUCGUUACAAAAAAAUGACAUCCUUUACAAGGUUUUGUCUUCUUCUUCUGGGAUUUUUCUCUGUUGAAGUUGGCAUGUUGUUGUGUGCGCAGGCGGGAGAGUGCAAUGUCAAGAUUCCGUCUCUUGGAGACCAAUCUUGUAAAUUCCGACUCGUAAAAAAAAAAAAAAGAUUCAGCAUGUUUCCUGUAUUCGUUUUGUGUCAUUUUGCGUGCGUCACUUUGAAUGCUUUCUAUUGUCGUUCUGCACAAUUUUGCAUGCGCUUCUGUUCCAUUUUGUAUGUUUUUGACAUUUCACAUGCUUCUCAUUGUUGUUUUGCUCAUUUUUACGCUUCCAGUAAUUUAUUUUCCCUGUUUUGUGCAUGCAUUGUGCCCCUUUUGUAUGCUUUUUUUAUUUUUUAUUUUUUUGUACUAUUCUCAUGCGCCAUUUUGCAUGCUUUGUUCCAGUGGCAUUCCCUGAUUUUGCACAUUUAAUUUUUUUUGCAUCCUUUAGUUGAUUUGUGCCAUUUUGCAGCAUUUCACAUACGUCCUUUUUGCUUCUUGUAGUCGUUCGGCGACAUCUUGCAAGCUUUUGGUCCUGAUUUUUAUUUUUUUUUUUAGCUCAAUUUUGCACCCUUCUGCCAUUUUAUGCCCUUAUAGUUUUUUCACUAUUUAUCCUGCCGUUUUAGUAUACUUCAGAAUUAGUUAUUUUUUGCCUUUUUUCUACGCUUCUUUUCAUAGUGUUUUGCGUCCUCUAGUUAUUUAGCACCAUUUUUUUUUUCCAUUUUUAGCACAGAAGUGUCUCUGACAGGAUGAAGGGUAAAGUUGAUAAAACAGCGGUGAGGCCGGCCAUGACGUACGGAUUAGACGGAUUAGAGACGGCGGCACUGAGGAGACAACAGGAAGCAGAACUGAAGGUGGCAGGAAUGAAAAUGUUGAGGUUCUCGCUUGGUGUGAACGGGUUGUAUAGGAUUAGAAAUGAGCUCAUUAGAGGGGGCAGCCAAAGUUGAAUGUUUUGGAGACAAGAUUCGAGAGAGCAGACUUCGAUGGUUUGGACAUGUCCAGAGGCGAGAGAGUGAGGAAAUUGGUAGAAGGGUGCUGAGGAUGGAGCUGUCAAGGAAGAGAGAGCGAGAGGAAGACCAAAGAAAAGGUUGAUGGAUGUUGUCAGGGAGAACAGUGAGGAAGAUGCACGAGAUGGGCUUAGAUGGAAAAAAGAUGACACGCUGUGGCGACCCCAUACAGGACAAGCCGAAAGGAAAAGAAGUGAUUUAGCGCCAUUUUGUAUGCUUAAUUUCAUCGUUGUUUUUGUGCUAUUUUCUACGUCAUUGUCCUCCAUUUCCACAUGUGACGCUUCUACCUGGAAGCGAUGAGCGUGUUUUAUGAUUUGGACCUCUUGCGCACACGCACUCGUCGCGCGUUUCUUUGCCCCCCCCCCCCCCCCCCCGACUGGCCACGCGGGGGGGGUUCCCGCAAACUCCCAAAGAUUUUUUUUUUUUUUUUGGGUGUCUGCGAACGACAAAGAGCGGUGGCGUACAUGGUUACCGCCGCACUUGUUGUUGCAGUCGCACGUUUACAAAAAGA
Molecule: messenger RNA, 6977 nt
Organism: Syngnathoides biaculeatus (alligator pipefish)
Lineage: Eukaryota; Metazoa; Chordata; Actinopteri; Syngnathiformes; Syngnathidae
Gene: shprh
Product: SNF2 histone linker PHD RING helicase
Exons: 30
Coding region: 367-5142 (1591 amino acids)
Biological process (GO): protein polyubiquitination; DNA damage response; nucleosome assembly
Cellular component (GO): nucleus; nucleosome
Molecular function (GO): DNA binding; ATP binding; ubiquitin protein ligase activity
Source: RefSeq, a predicted model, not a curated record